AUGCAGGCACUCAGGUCUCAGUUAAUCCCUCAGUGGUCUUCAGAUGUGCGUCUAGAAGGGAAGACAGCUAUAGUGACGGGGGCCAAUGUUGGAAUAGGCAAAGAGACGGCCAAAGACCUGGCUGGCAGAGGGGCGCGGGUGAUUUUGGCGUGCAGAGACAUGGCGAGGGGGGAGCAGGCGGCUCGGGACAUCAUGAGGGAGGUGAAGGGGGCAAAGGUCGUGGCCAGGCAUCUGGACCUGGCCGACACCAAAUCCAUCUGCCUGUUCGCUGAGAAUAUCUACAACAAUGAGAAGACUCUUCACUUCCUGAUCAACAAUGCAGGCGUGGCCAUGUGCCCGUACGCCACCACAGUGGAUGGGUAUGAGAUGCAGUUUGGAGUCAAUCACCUAGGUCAUUUCUUCCUAACCUUCCUGUUACUGGACCUUCUGAAGCACUCGGCCCCAUCCCGGGUCAUCAACUUGUCCUCAUUAGCUCACAACAUGGGCAAGAUCCAGUUUGAUGACCUGAGCGGAGACAGAGCCUACCACCCGGUCAAGGCCUACGCUCAGAGCAAGCUGGCCAACGUGCUGUUCACCAGUGAGCUGUCCAAAAGGACUGAGGCUCUAGGUGUGAUGGCUUACUCUGUGGACCCUGGCAUGGUGAACACUGAAAUAACGAGGCACCUGGGGCGCCCUCUUGUGGCCAUGACCAAGACCAUCGCUUUCCUGAUGAAGACCCCGGCAGAGGGAGCCUACACCAGCAUCUACUGCACCGUCACUCCUGAGAGCCAGCUGCUCACUGGAGGAUACUACAAGGACUGUGCCGGUGCAGAGAGCUCCCGGGCCGGACAGGAUGAUGGCACCGCUUUGAAGCUGUGGGCUGUGAGCUGCCACAUGCUAGGCAUCCGCUGGAGAUAAACUCGUAUUAAUUUGCUCUCCUACAGGCUUUGAAGCACUGUAUACGAGCACAUAAAUAUAUCCUUAAUAUGAACAGAUAUUAUG
Trematomus bernacchii (emerald rockcod) is the source of this 981-nucleotide messenger RNA. RefSeq lists its product as uncharacterized. NCBI's taxonomy places the organism in Eukaryota, Metazoa, Chordata, Actinopteri, Perciformes, Nototheniidae. The coding region runs from base 1 to 897 and encodes 298 amino acids. The transcript has 7 exons. The record is from RefSeq and is a predicted model, not a curated record.